AUGCAGUUGACCAAAUGCCUGGCCCAUCUCAAGCUCAGUCCGUUCCCUCUGGCAGCUAUGUCAACUAUUUUACGUCCAGCGUAUUUUCCACAGUGGAUGGAGGACAUCCGUAUCCUUUCUAUGGAGAACAAUCUGGCCAAGGUCGUUAUUGAACUUCAGCUACAUCUUCUGAAAAUGAUUUGA
Molecule: messenger RNA, 183 nt
Organism: Colletotrichum abscissum
Lineage: Eukaryota; Fungi; Ascomycota; Sordariomycetes; Glomerellales; Glomerellaceae
Exons: 1
Coding region: 1-183 (60 amino acids)
Source: RefSeq, a predicted model, not a curated record